AUGGGACUGCUCACCGUGAUAAGGAAACAGAAGAUGAAGGACAGGGAGCUUCGCGUGUUGCUUUUAGGGCUCGACAAUGCAGGCAAGUCCACCAUCGUGAAGAGGAUACUGAACCAGCCCACGGCGUCGCUGACGCCGACCAUGGGGUUCGAGAUCACGAGCGUGUCGUUUGGAGAGCACAAUCUGAACAUUUGGGACGUUGGUGGGCAGCAGACCCUACGGUCGUUCUGGUUCAACUACUUCGAUCAACUAGAUGCGCUUGUGUGGGUCAUCGACGCCAGCCAGCUCGACAGACUACAUGAGGUCUUCAGAGAGCUCUACACGGUGCUACAGAACGAAAGGGUCCAUGGCGUCAAACUGCUCAUCUUGCUCAACAAGAUCGACCUCGUCAACACAGGCCUUGAAGAUCUGACAUCGACAGUUAUCAAGGAGUUAGAACUCGACUCGUACGGGCCGCGCGAGGAGAAGUGGCAAAUCAUCCAGUGCAGUGCCAUCACCGGGGAGGGCAUACACCAGGGCCUGGAGUGGCUUACCUCAUGA
Williopsis jadinii is the source of this 540-nucleotide messenger RNA. RefSeq names its product ARF/SAR superfamily. Gene Ontology annotation, biological process: protein folding. Lineage: Eukaryota; Fungi; Ascomycota; Saccharomycetes; Phaffomycetales; Wickerhamomycetaceae. The record is from RefSeq and is a predicted model, not a curated record. Gene Ontology annotation, molecular function: GTP binding; GTPase activity. The coding region runs from base 1 to 540 and encodes 179 amino acids. Gene Ontology annotation, cellular component: microtubule cytoskeleton; cytoplasm. The transcript has 2 exons.